Haliaeetus leucocephalus (bald eagle) is the source of this 1656-nucleotide messenger RNA. RefSeq names its product G protein-coupled receptor 174 (gene GPR174). The transcript has 3 exons. Gene Ontology annotation, molecular function: G protein-coupled receptor activity. The record is from RefSeq and is a predicted model, not a curated record. Gene Ontology annotation, cellular component: membrane. Bases 544 to 1524 code for a protein of 326 amino acids. NCBI's taxonomy places the organism in Eukaryota, Metazoa, Chordata, Aves, Accipitriformes, Accipitridae. Gene Ontology annotation, biological process: phospholipase C-activating G protein-coupled receptor signaling pathway; positive regulation of Rho protein signal transduction.
GAGGGGUGGGAACCGCUGCCAGCACCCGCGGGGUCACACCGGAGCAGCCCGCCAAGACGGCAAAGGCCACAAAGGAAGAAGAAAAAUAGAAGAGAGGUCCUGGUCAGCAGCACAGCCAAGCCUCCUCCCAAAAGGCUGCGGGGCCACGUCAGUUGUCAAACUCCUGCGUUGAGAGAAGUGGCUGAAAUGCCACCCAAAAGGUGACAGAGGUGCAGCUCCAGUGACAAACUCUCGACUGCUUUGGCACACGACGAUGCAUUUCUCAGUGUGGAUGCCCUCCUGUCAAUCCUGCAAGCGACUAGAGUAAGGUCUGGUAACCUCUGACAAAGAGCAUGAGCAAAGCGCACGACCAGGACUUUCAUUAACUCACUCACCCCAUAACCAAGCUCCUCCCCAGACUGGACACGAUGAUCUGGUAACCAAAGCCUCACACAUGGAUGCCAGGGCUGAACCUUUUUAUUUAAGCACCGACAACCUGGUUGCAGGACACGAGUGAGGAACAUGUUAUCAUGCCAGGGCUGAGCACGGAUCUGGAGCACAACCAUGACAAACGGUUCGACCUGCACCGAAACAGACCUCAAGCCCUACUAUGCUAUUACGUACACUUUCAUCCUGAUCCCUGGACUGAUAGGAAACACGUUAGCUUUGUGGGUCUUUUACGGGUACAUGAAAGAGACUAAAAGGGCCGUAAUAUUUAUGAUCAAUUUAGCCAUUGCUGACCUAUCGCAGGUUUUGUCCUUGCCCCUGAGGAUUUUCUACUACUUGACCGGGACGUGGGAAUUUGGAGGAGGUCUCUGCAUGCUGUGCUUCUACCUGAAGUACGUCAAUAUGUAUGCAAGCAUCUACUUCUUGGUUUGCAUCAGCGUAAGACGAUAUUUGUUUCUUAUGCACCCAUUCAAAUUCAGUGACUGCAAACGCAUCUGUGAUGUGUAUAUCAGCAUCGUUGGGUGGGUCGUGGUCUGCGUUGGCUGUUUGCCUUUCCCGCUUCUCAGACUUCACCAGGAUGCUAAAAACACCUGUUUUGUGGACCUCCCCGUAAAGGAAGUUGACCUUCCCAUCUCCAUUGCAAUGAUGACGAUAGGUGAAUUGGUGGGGUUCGUAACACCCCUACUCAUCAUCCUAUACUGCUCAUGGAAGACUAUCUUAUCACUAAAAGAACAAAAUUCUGCUUCACAUGGUCUCGGAGAAAAAAAAAAGGCUUUAAAGAUGAUUCUCACCUGCGCUCUGGUAUUUCUGAUUUGCUUUGCACCUUAUCAUAUCAGCUUUCCACUAGAUUUCUUUGUCAAAACCAAAAAGAUCAAAAAUGGGUGCGUCCAGAAGGUGAUCUCGGUGUUUCACGUUGUAGCUUUGUGCCUUGCCAGCUUGAACUCCUGCGUGGACCCAGUCAUCUACUACUUUACUACAGAUGAGUUCAGGAGACGCCUUUCCAGGCCGGAUUUACGAGACAGCAUUCAGCUCCAUAACCUCAGUUACGUGAGGAAGCAUUCCAGAGAUGUACUCAGGGAGGACGCCAUGGACUACUAGCGCUGGCCUUCCCCAAACGGUUGCCAGGACUUCAAAUGUUCACUAUAUUUUGGGGUUUGGCCCAAUUUUUUUUCCCCAGGACACUGAGAGUGAUGACUUAGACAAGCUGAUUUCAGUGAGGGUUGGAAAAAA